Eupeodes corollae is the source of this 6138-nucleotide messenger RNA. RefSeq lists its product as uncharacterized. The record is from RefSeq and is a predicted model, not a curated record. Bases 2498 to 4483 code for a protein of 661 amino acids. Gene Ontology annotation, cellular component: nucleus. Lineage: Eukaryota; Metazoa; Arthropoda; Insecta; Diptera; Syrphidae. Gene Ontology annotation, molecular function: DNA-binding transcription factor activity, RNA polymerase II-specific; RNA polymerase II transcription regulatory region sequence-specific DNA binding. The transcript is spliced from 3 exons. Gene Ontology annotation, biological process: regulation of transcription by RNA polymerase II.
UUCGCUUGUGAUGAUAAACACAAACAAAACAACAACAACUGAAAAUAAUGCAAAAAUUAUUAUUGCAUCUGCACUCUGCACAGCCAGUCGCACUGCAUACCCGACGACGUGAGCGACACACGACACGAUGAAAGAAAAACACGUUUUUCUAAUCCUCAAUCCUCACUAAAACCAACACUACACCAUCGCAUCACCCUAAAAUGACCACCCCAAACAAAAUAAAAAACACACGAAGUGAGACAGUGAGAGGCGUUCGUUUGUGUACAACACAACACAACACAAUACAAAUACACUAACUGUAAACUCUGGCGCCUCUCUCUCUCUCACUCUCUCCAUGUUACAUUACUAACAAAAUACAGAACAAAAACAAAACAAAAAACGAAAGAAAAAUUCCUCCACACAAAAUACAAACACCAUCAAACAUUAUCCAUGUGCCUUGUUCUCGUUGUGUGUUGGCAACGAGCUCUCUUCUAACAAAUGCAUCAAAACGAGACAACUAUGUUGGAGUUUUGAGCUCAGCUUCAGCUCUGUUGCAUGGAAAGACAAGAAUCCGUUGCCAGUAUCUCGUAGGGUAGUGUCGGUUCAACGUCAGAGCCGAUCGGGUCAGUGAAACGAAAUUUAAUAAACUUACAAGAAAAAAAGAAACGUUUUUUUUGCACAUUUUGUUAACAGUAGACGACAGUUUAGUGUUCUUCUGUUUUGUACCUAACUAAAUAAAUGUGAAUGUAACUGGAUAUUAUUUGAUUUGUCAUAUCGGUUUAAAAUGGUUUGUUUAUUUUUUUAUUGACAAUCACACCAUCACCACCUACGCCGCUUGAUACCUACCAACCAAACAACAACCUAUCAAAUGUUGUAUUAUCAAAAUAAAAGUGCAUAUACCCUAUAUUCUAUGAAUAGCAUGGAUAGUGUAACUCUCCAAAGUGAAUUAAUGUGAAAGGAUUAAAAAAAACACUCGAUACCACAGCACGAUAACUUUUGGUACUGGAGAUCAUCAUCUGGUAGUCACACUCUCUUACGACAAGGAAAUUAUUUUGUUUUGUCUCAAACCGUCGGUCGUCGCGACAACACGUCAUUUUAUUGUUUCAUAUAAAAUCACCAUCAAGGAUAAUUAAUUAUACUUAAACCUACAAAUUUUUUCCUAUAAUGCAACAAAAUUUAUUAUAAACAAAAUCCUCUAAUACAAAAUCUAAGAUAUAUAAUUUUAUUCUCUCCAUUCUUAACAACAAUCAAUCUGCCUUCGGCUUUUCUCUUCAAAUAAGAAUUUACCAAACAAAAACAAAAAAAAAGAAAUCAAACAUUUUAACCAAUUUUUAUAACAAUCGCUUUGUGCUGAAUUUUUAAAGAAAUCUCUGCUCUCCAAUUUGUCUUCUUAAAUAAAAAUCUACAAACAUAAAUAUUUAAAAAACUUAACAAACAAUUUUGUUUUGUUUUGUGUUUUUUUACUACAAAAGUGUACCUUUUUACAUAAUAAAUUAAUAAAACGUAACUUUUUAAAAAAGAAAACUACUUCAAAUUAACAAACCGUAUUUUUAUACAAACAACAACAAAUUAUUACAAAACUUAACUAAGCAAUAUAUACAUUUUUUCUUAAAUAUAAAUAAAUGCCUACAAUAACAACUAAGAAAAAAAAUAUUAAAAACAAAGUGAAUGCCGCAAUUAAAGUGUCUUAAUCGAUAAAAAAAUAUUUUUAACAAUACUUAACUAUAGUAAAAAAUCGCUUGCCAAUUUAAAAAAAAAAAAUAUUUAAAUCUUUUUAAAUAGUGAAUAAUAAACUUUAAUACAAAAAUAAUAGAUAGCCAAUUUAUUAAUACAAAUAAAAAAAACUCAUACUCUAUUUGAAUGUAAAAAUAUUUUUUACUAAACUCAAUCGAAUAAAAGCUUAAACAAAAAACUAAAUUAUACAUAAAAUAAAAUAUAGUGUGAUAUUUUUUAUACAGCAAAUGGAUAUUAUUAACUCUAAUAAAUAAAAAUUAAAGUUUUAGUGAAAUCCGUCAAAAAGCAACUUAAGAAGAUUUUAUUGAAAGAAACUUCUUCUGAAAAAAAAAAGUUUUUUAAUUUAAUUUUUAACUUUUUGUGUUUUAAAAAUUUUGCAAAGUUUAAAGUGUCUCACGUGUGAAAUUUUCUUGGUGAAAGCAAAAUUUAAGUGAAUAAGUGAACAUAUUUAAUUAUGUUGUUGACUUAUUUAUAGGCGAUUUAUACCUAUAUCAAAUUUGGAUAAUAAUAUUUCACUUCAAGAUCCUCUACAAGAAAGAACCUGCCUAUCCCUGGAUUGAAUGCAAGUUAAAUAUUGAUGUGGGAAACAACUUUACAAAGAAUUAAAUCACUCAAUUUAUGAUCUCUGCUGAAGUUCUACAAAUGUCACUUCUACUAGCACUAUCAACAUUAGUGUGUAAUCCUGAAAAUCAUACACAAUUCUCCAAUAACGUUUAAAUAGAAAUCCAUCAACAUUCCUCCCUUUCAUCAUUCAUCACCAAAUCAAUCAAUAAUCGACGACCUAAUGACUAUGGCAGAAGGUACUGACCCUAUGGGGCAUCACAACGCUGCUUCCCAUCAUCAUCAUCACCAUCACAAUCAUCAUUACAAUCAUUAUCAUCAUCGGUUGCAACAGCAACAGUUGCAACACCAACAACAGCAACAACAACAACACCAUCAUCAGCAACAACAUCAAUUGCAACAGCAACACCAACAAGAAUUACACACAAUGGCUGCUCUGUCGAUGGUUCAUCAAAAUUUGACAUCAUCAGGAGUGACAUCGAUGACAACGACAACGUCGCCAGCCGCAGCUGCGGCAGCGAUAGCAGCAACAACAGAAAAUAUCAAUAACAAUCAACCCUAUGUGACGAACAAUAAUAUGCCAUGGAAGCAGAGGAAGCGAAAACGUUUGUCGGCUGUGCUAGAUAAAUUGCAUAACAACAAUGUUGCCAAUCAUUUGAAUAACAAUAACAACAACAAUAAUGUUGAUGAAGAUGGUUAUGUUGCCAAACGGGCCAGUAGUGGUGAGGAGGAGUCCGGGGAAGAUCUGUCAAAUUCGGAGAGUCCUCGAAUCAGUGUGAGUCCGCUUCAGUUGGCCGAAGUGAAUGAUGUGGACAAUCAGCUACAUGUUGACAUUAAGACUGAACAACUGCCAAGUCCUUAUGAUAGGUACUUCCCGAUUCCGUCGCCAUUGUUUGGCUAUUACUUGCAUACGAAGUAUCUCAAUGAGGUGUUUCGACGUCGCAAUGAUCUCUAUGCCGGUAGUGCAGCGCCAUCUACCCCCAGUUCGAUGCAAGAUUCUCCGCCACAAAAGGCCCUGAGUGGCCACCAAGACCAUCCUCCGCCAGCACCUACCCAAGCCUCUACACCACCCAUUCCAUCGCCUCGCAGUAGUGAUAGUCGCCAGAGUCCAAAACAACAGCAACAGUCACAGCAACAUCAGCAACAGCAACAACAGCAACAACAGCAACAACAGCAACAUCAACAACAGCAGCAGCAUCAGCAACAGCAUCAGGAAAGGCAACCUAUCAAACAAGAAAUGCCACCACCACAGGAGCGUCCGCUUGAUCUCUCAACACGGGGCAAGAAACUCUAUACCCCACCCUCGCCACUGCCCCCACUUCCGCCCUCACCCAUGGUCAUGCCACACAGUCCGCAUCAAGCUCACUAUCCCAUGCAACCGCAUCCUGGCAUGAUUAAAUGCGAGAUCCCAAGUGGAGCAUCAGCACCACCCACCCUGCACAUGCAACACGGUGGUCAUGUUGGAGUACCUGUUGUCAAAGGUGACGUUGCAUCACCCACCACCAAGGAAUCCGUCGCAUGGCGUUACAAUCUCGACGUCUCACCUGUGGUCGAAGAGAUGCCUCCAGGAUCCGAUGUCGCCUACGUCUGUCCAGUCUGCGGUCAAAUGUUCUCACUGCACGAUCGUCUGGCCAAGCACAUGGCAUCACGUCACAAAUCCCGCAACCCGUCCACAGACAUAGCUAAAGCCUAUUGCUGCGAAGUGUGUAAUCGGUCGUUUGCUCGCUCUGAUAUGCUGACGCGUCACAUGCGAUUGCAUACGGGCGUCAAGCCCUACACGUGUAAAGUCUGCGGCCAAGUCUUCUCCCGCUCCGACCAUUUGUCAACGCAUCAGCGCACACACACUGGCGAGAAACCCUACAAGUGUCCACAGUGUCCGUAUGCGGCAUGUCGUCGUGAUAUGAUUACCAGGCACAUGCGCACCCACACCCGAUAUGAGGCUCAACAGCGUGGUAGUAAUAAUAAUAAUAACAACAACAAUAACAACAACAAUAAUAAUAACAACAACAGCAGUAAUUUGAAUAACAAUAAUAACAACAACAACAACGGCAGCGGCAUGAUGGAUUCACCUAUUUUGACAGACGUCAAAAUGAACAUCCCUCUGCUGGUUAAAAGUGAAAAUGAUCUCGCCAAAGGACACCACAAAUCGUCGCCAAUGCAUUUGGCUGGGCUAAGUAUGCCAUUGGUUGUUAAAACAGAAAGUGCUUAAAAUUCUAAAAAAAAAUCAACAUUUUAUUCUAAAUAUUUUGACACUUAAAUGUCAAAUGUCACUUCGAUCACAGACAGUGACAGCUGCAUGAUACAAAAUUCUCCUAUGGAGAGAUAAUUUUUAAUUUAAUUUUAUUUAAGUUUUAUUUUGAGAUAAAAUUACAAAAAAAAAAAACGAAAAACAAAAAUUGAGAUUCCUAAUUAGGAGAUUAGUAUUUAGAAUAUAAUAUAUAAUAUAUUUUCUUAUAAAUGGCCAGAUAUUUUAAAUUAAAAUUAUAACAAACAAGAAAAACACACUAAUAAGUCAGAAACGUUAUGGUCACUUGCUUAAGUAAACAAAUCGAACAGAUCUUCAGCCCGAGAGCUCGAUAGUGUUUGAGUUUGUUUUUACUAAAAAAAAGGUUGAAACAUUUGGAGUAGGAGUCACGAAUUGAAGAUAAUCUCUGCCAAGACUGAGAAUAUUAUUUUUUUUAUGUAUAAAAAAAAGAAAAACAAAAAACAGUAACAGUAAUUUAGUUCUAUUUAUAAGUUGGACACACAUAAACACAAAUAAAUUUGACACAUUCAAACAUAUACGUAUUAAGACAAUUUAUAGAAUUUUGUUCGUCCCCCUUGUACCAAAUUCCCGUCUCGUUUCGUCUCGAUUAACAAAUUUGCUUCUGGUUUCUCAUUUGAUUUCAAUUAAAAAUAUAUAUUUUAUAUGUAUAAAAUUUAAUAUAAAUAAAUUUGUUUCCCACCCCAGUUUAUAUUUAAAUUAUAUUCCCUCUUAACGCUUAUACUCGAUAUUUAUAUUUAUUUAUUUAUUAAUUAAAAUUUCCAUCUCUAUUUCCUAAGUUUAUUCCAAAAUUUAAAGCAGACAACAUCUAAAAGUAUGCAAUUUUUGUUUCUUACUGUUAAUCUUGAAGAUUAAUUCUUUUUUUUUUUCAAAUACAAAAAUCAUUCCCUAAAUGAAAUUUAAAUACAAAAAACACCUAAACUAAUUAAUUAUUAAACGAAGGUUGUGAAUCCUUAGCGUGUAGUAGCACAAAUUUAUAAUUGCAUACAAACAAACAAAAUAAUACAACAGACACACAUACAGUUAUACUAUUUUAAGUUUGAACAAAAACAAAAUAAAAUUUCUCUUAGUUUUUUAAGUUAUUUAAUUUAAAUUAUUAAACCUAAUUUUUUUUGCAAAAAUUAUAAAAAAAAUACUAAAAACCUUCAUUCUUCAAAAGUCAGAAUUUAAAAAAAUUUAAAAAACAAAAUCUGUUUGUUCAUCAAAUGAAUUAAAAAUUAAAAAAAAAAUUAAAUUUUUGUUAAUUAUUAUCUUUAGUGUGAAAAAUUUGGAAAUUGUUUCGAAACCAGUUAAGUUUCUCUUUUGUUUUGUUAAUGUUUCGGUUGAUUUUGUUGGAUUAAGUUUUUGGAAAAAAUUAAAUAAAAGAAGAAAAAUUCUAAAUUGUUUGAGGACGAAGAUGAAGUUCAUGAUGAAGAGAAAAAGAAAAGAAAAAUUAAAUUUUUAUUCAUUUUUAAGUAUUUAAUUUAUUAUUUAUUUUUAUUUUAUUUCCUGUUUUAUUAUUUAUAAUUAUCACCUAUAUAAAAAGCAAAACAAACAAAUUUAUGAUUUUAAAAUAAAACAAACAAAAAAGACAUAAUGUGUGAAUGUAGAAUUUUGAGUUC